Messenger RNA from Chondrus crispus (carragheen), 1204 nucleotides. Its product is annotated as cell differentiation protein rcd1. The transcript has 3 exons. Gene Ontology annotation, biological process: mRNA catabolic process; negative regulation of translation. The record is from RefSeq and is a predicted model, not a curated record. Bases 344 to 1204 code for a protein of 286 amino acids. Lineage: Eukaryota; Rhodophyta; Florideophyceae; Gigartinales; Gigartinaceae. Gene Ontology annotation, cellular component: P-body; CCR4-NOT core complex; CCR4-NOT complex.
CGUCUUCAACUGCCUGUGACGAACGAACAAGCAACCAUAUCGGAGCAUUGCGUGCAUCGAUCGGCGGUGCUUGUUGCAUUCCAUUUCACGUUUGGCACUUUGUGGAAAAACCAAGUUGUUGGCUGCAGUCAGUGAUUACCCAACAUCACUCCCCAGAGCUGUCUCAAACUCUCUAGCCGGGUGUACAAGGUUCCGGCGGUCAAUUCACAGCGGUCAAUUCACAUAUCGCUUGGGGAGAAAAAGUUAUUGUAUCCCCCGUUCUGGUUGGAGCUCUGUCGACGCAUAGGUCAGUCCUGCUAGGUUUUACCCCGCCGGACAAGCCUGGUGCAUUCCCUCACACACCAUGGCGGCUCCCAUGAAGACCAACGAGGCUCAAGUACACGAGCUAGUGCUAGAUCUCACAAACCCGGAGAAGCGCGAAACCGCACUUCUAGAGCUCAGUAAGAAGCGCGAAGCGUUUAGCGACCUUGCUCCGAUGCUCUGGUAUGGGUUGGGGACGGUCGCGGCUUUGCUUCAGGAAAUCAUCUCAAUUUACCCCUUACUAACUCCUCCGGCCCUGUCGGCACAUGCAAGCAAUCGCGUCUGCAACGCACUGGCCCUCCUCCAAUGCGUUGCCUCUCACCAAACCACGCGCACUCAUUUCCUCACUGCACACAUUCCACUCUUCUUGUAUCCGUUCCUGAAUACAGUCUCAAAGACAAGGCCGUUCGAGUACUUGCGAUUAACCUCGCUCGGAGUCAUUGGAGCCCUGGUCAAGAUGGAUGCUCCGGAUGUUAUCAACUUUCUUCUGCAAACAGAGAUCAUUCCCCUCUGUUUGCGCAUCAUGGAAACUGGUUCAGAGCUGAGCAAAACUGUCGCUACUUUUAUUGUCCAGAAGAUAUUGUUGGACGACACUGGCCUGACCUACAUUUGUGCGACACCGGAGAGGUUUUACGCGGUCUCUACCGUCUUACGCAAUAUGGUUGCCGCGCUCGUGAACGCUCCAAGCGCUCGCCUGCUGAAACAUGUAAUUCGAUGCUACUUGCGAUUGUCUGACAAUCCUAGGGCGAGAGAUGCACUUCGACAUUGCCUACCUGAAGCUCUUGAUGAUGAUACGUUUGGAAAUCUUUUGGAGACCGACCCGUCAACGAAGAAGUGGCUCAUGCACCUGCUCUAUCAAUUGGAUUCAAACACUCCCCAAGUGGGUCCGGGGCAACCAAUGUAA